AUGGUUGGCUCCAAUGGCGUCAGGAUCGUCCGCUCCCUCGCUCGUCGCUCUCUCUCCUCCUCCUCCAAAACCCUCCAAAACCCUAAACCUUCCUCCUCCGUAUACACCAGACUCCAUGCCCCUGGUGCUUAUAGAACCUUCCACUCUGGACUUUGCAGCAAUCACAGGGUUUUAGGAAAUCAUAAUGCUUGUAGUAAGAAUUGGUUUCUUGGAGGUGUGCAUGCUAAUUGGACCACAGUGAAGUCGAUUCAUGGAACUGCAUCAGUGGCUGCUUGCGAUUACUAUGACACACUUGGUGUAAGCAAGACUGCAAGUGUGUCAGAGAUAAAGAAAGCCUAUUAUGGCCUGGCAAAGAAGCUCCAUCCAGACACAAAUAAAGACGAUCCUGAUGCUGAAAAGAAGUUUCAAGAAAUUCAGAAGGCUUAUGAAGUUUUGAAAGACGAGGAGAAGCGUAGAGAGUAUGAUGAGUACGGCCAUGAUGGAUUUGAACAGAGAGGCAAUGGCAACGGCUUUCCUGGUGGUUUCGGCAAUCCGUUUGAAGACUUGUUUGGCCGACGGGGUGGUGGACAGGAUGUAAAUGUAGUUUUGGAGAUAUCCUUUAUGGAAGCUGUUAAGGGAUGUGCUAAAACUCUGCAAUUUAGAGCUGCAGUUUCCUGUGAAGCUUGUGGUGGAACUGGUGCUCCUCCUGGCACCAAACUUGAAUCAUGUAAGGGCUGUGGGGGGUUAGGUAUGACAUCCAUGCAAACUGCCCUUGGUUGGAUGCAUAUGCAUUGUCCUCAGUGUAAAGGGACUGGCAAAACUUUCCCGAUAUUGUGCAACUCUUGCAAUGGGAAGCGUGUCUUAAAUGGAAGCAAGACAGUAAAGUUAGAUAUAAUGGCAGGAAUAGACAACAAUGAUAUCAUGCGGGUGUUCAGUAACGGUGGAGCUGAUCCUGAUGGUAAUCAACCUGGUGAUCUAUAUGUUACCAUUAAGGUUAGGGAAGACCCAGUUUUCCGGAGACAAGGUGCCGACAUUCAUGUAGAUUCCGUUCUGAGUAUCUCUCAGGCAAUAUUGGGAGGAACUAUAAAGGUGCCCACUCUCACUGGAGAUGUACUCCUAAAGGUCAGCCCUGCCACACAACCUGGUCAAAAGGUAGUCCUGAAGAACAAGGGGAUCAAGACAAGGAACUCUUAUUCAUUGGGUGAUCAAUAUGUGCACUUCAAUGUCAGCAUCCCAACAAGUCUGUCUCAAAGACAACGUGAAAUAAUCCAAGAAUUUUCCAAAGAAGCUUCUUCUAAAGAAGAACAGGAGGAGGUACACGGUAAGCGUGCUGCUACAGGGGCAUCUUGAUAAAAUGGGGUGGAGAUUGACCAAAAGAAUACAGAAGGGUGCAUAAUCUAACCGAGUAGAGGAAACUACAGUGGAAAGUUUGCAGAUUUUGUCUUUAAAACAACUUCGAUGCCACAGGCUUUGAAGAUUAGGAGGACUUGAAUAUUUUUAAGAAUUGAAAUGGGCUAUGCUUUGCUUGAGGGCGAUCGAAGUAUCAAUGUUUCAUUCUCAGCUAUAUGUAUGUCUAUGAGAUACUGACUGGACCAAUGCUGAUGGAAAUCAUCAGAUGAUUAAUACUUUCAUUAGCAAAAAUUUUGGUGUAAACCUGCUUACUAU
Molecule: messenger RNA, 1644 nt
Organism: Fragaria vesca subsp. vesca
Lineage: Eukaryota; Viridiplantae; Streptophyta; Magnoliopsida; Rosales; Rosaceae
Product: chaperone protein dnaJ 1, mitochondrial-like
Exons: 4
Coding region: 1-1329 (442 amino acids)
Biological process (GO): response to heat; protein refolding
Cellular component (GO): cytoplasm
Molecular function (GO): heat shock protein binding; ATP binding
Source: RefSeq, a predicted model, not a curated record